Lineus longissimus is the source of this 718-nucleotide messenger RNA. RefSeq lists its product as uncharacterized. The record is from RefSeq and is a predicted model, not a curated record. The transcript is spliced from 3 exons. Lineage: Eukaryota; Metazoa; Nemertea; Pilidiophora; Heteronemertea; Lineidae. The coding region runs from base 1 to 666 and encodes 221 amino acids.
AUGGUUCUAAAUGUAGGUAAGAUAGAUAACUACAAUAAUAACAUCUUGAUAGCUCCAAGUAAUGCUAAAACUGGUAUUAACCAUAUCAAUAAAAAGAAGAUAGUAGCAACACCACUAAUGGAAGGAGAUAGUGUCAAGAAAAUAAAGGUUAAGACUAAUGUUGAGAAAGUUAAGGAUCCUCCUGUUACAACCACUAUUACCAGUGCAGUAGUUUUGACGACUUCUCAACAACAUUCUCCACCCUGCUUUAUACAGCAACACAACAACAAAAAGAUGUCAGGCCAAAAAUCAUUCAAUUCAGGGAUGCCACCCCAUGCCCACGUUCAGUCCCUCAUCAACCACAUUCAGAAGGUGCGUAAAUCUGCCGUCAAAGAACUCUCACACAUUCAAGUGCAAUUAGACGAAAUUCAACUCGAAGACACCACCACAAGACCAGCAGCCGAAAACAAGCCCCCUGUCGAAAACGACCCCACCACACCUGUUGCUGAAAACAACCCACCUGCUGCAAUCAACCCCACCACUCCUGCAACCAAAACCAACCUUGGGAGGACACGGGGUGACACCUCGCGUGCCCUACCAAAUACAGUGCAAGCGACAGCACCAGCCCAGGCCACUUUUGAAGAUGCCAUGCAAUUACUCAGCAAAGACGACCCACAGGCGGAAUAACAUGUGCCAACUAAGUCAGAACUACUGUGGCAUACUAAGUCAAAGAAACUGA